This is a messenger RNA of Aureobasidium vineae, 819 nucleotides long. The record is from the annotation of a GenBank genome assembly. Lineage: Eukaryota; Fungi; Ascomycota; Dothideomycetes; Dothideales; Saccotheciaceae.
AUGCCAUUCGUCACAGUCCAAGGUGCAAACCUGCAUUACGAGACCUUUGGCACAGGACCGCCUCUCCUCUUCAUCACUGGCGCUCGCGGUAAUGGCUCAGCCUGGCAUCGAGCAGCCCAAUAUCUUUCAGUCCACUACACCACAAUUUGCUACGACCGCCGCAAUCACUCGGCCAGCACCAUCACCGGACCCCAAGAUUACGACCACCGUCUAGACACGGAUGCUGAAGAUGCCGCCCACCUCAUCAAACACCUGAGUCCCUCUGGCACAGCAAGCGUGGUGGGAAACUCUUCUGGUGCCAUUGUAGCUUUGAGACUGUUGCUCAAUCACCCUGAUUGCGUGGAUAUGCUUGUAGCCCACGAGCCCCCUGCUUUUGGCGCUUUGCCCGCCGACUUCAGAGCCAUGGGAGAAGCAGCAGUCAACCACGUCUACGCACAAUACAGGAAGUCCGGCCCCAUGGCCGCAAUGGAAGAAUUUACCGCCAGUCUCGGUACAGGGAGUGAGGGUGCACUCAUGCGUAAAGUCAUGCAUCCUGCAACCUCGCUGGAGAUGCGUGCAAACUGCCUUUUCUGGUUUGAGUUUGAGCUUCGCCAAUAUCCUUGUUCGGACGUUGAUGUUGUUGGUCUUGUCAAGCUUAGGGGAAAAUUUGUUCCUGCUGCUGGAACUGACUCGGGCGAUGGGGUUGGCGUUGCACCUAUUAGUUCCAUUGCGGCGGCUGCAGAGAGGGAUGUCUUGAGGCUUCCUGGUGGUCAUGUGGGCUUUAUGGCGCAGCCUGAGGCAUGGGUCAAUGCGCUGGUUAAUGGUAUCAAAGCAUACUGA